UUGAUAAACCAUAGAAGCCAGUGUCUUUCAGGCCAAAUUAAUGUAUCAUAUUCUGAUCUUGAUUUUUUAAUAUAUUUUUUUACUUAAACCAUUACAUGAAGGAAUACAUCAGUAUGGUUUACAAUACGAAUACCUAAAUGUUUAAUGUAAUAACUGAUUUGACACGUAUGAGCAUAGCAGUCUUGUUAUGCCUACAAAUUUUCCGGCAAACAAGCAUCACGCCCAUUCUCUCAACUACGGUGUGAUCUCAGCCAGUGACAGCUGCGCAGCCUCAACAACACACUGCAGAUCAGGGUAUUCCGCGACUACGCGUAUUUACUGGAGUUAUUUAUUUAAUUGAUGUUAUAUAAUAGUAACUGACAAAGCACACACCCGUCCUCUACCGACAAAACGGACUCUAGCAAUGCAGUAAGUAGGCCUAUGUUUAAAAAAAAAAAUUGUACAAAUAUUCAAGUAUGGGUAUGCCUGCUAUUGUUUGGAUUGUAGAACAUCUGUCGCCUAUUCAUUAACGUGUGACCGCCUUUUUGACAAGUAUAGGCUAAAGGAAAUGUAUGAUAAUGACAACUAUUGGGUAUAGAAUACCUUUGACGAGGCUACUCAUCCCUAUACCGUCUCUGUUUGCGCGCUCGGACUUUUCGAAUGUUCUGGAAAUUAGGAAAAAGUCCGAUGAUAUGCGUGUUUAUUACAGAAUAAUUUGGCAAUGCAAACUGGUCAUUCACUUAGCCCGAAAUGCACGCCUCCGCAACAUGACGAAUCAUACAAUGUUAGCGAUGUCUCACGUAGAGGGAUUUUUCUUGCGAUAUUUAGACACGUUGAGCCGAGUCAACUGUUUAUUUCAGAUAUUUAAUUCUGAUGUAGCCCAGAGAAAGUAUCCAGAGAGAUAGACUUCACUGUUUCUCUUUUUUCAUUUUUACUUUAUAAAAACGGAUUCCUCUCGUUCUUUAAACAGUCAUUUUUCAUUCGCGUGAAAGGAUCAUCUACUUUUCUAAUUGGACCAUUUUGGUGUUACAAUGUAGCAGCCCUAAUGUUUUGGUUUGUCGUCAUUAUCCAACGCUUUCCAGUAUUGCAUGCUGACGUCAGAAACACACGGCUAGCGUUUUGCCAGCAGCUCUGUCGAAAGCGUGCGAGCUGUCAAGAGAACUCUGAUUUACUGUAACCUUGAUGAUGCAGGCAGAGCGAAAGAAUGUAACAAUCUUAAACCAUGCAAAGCCAUCUUGGCCUUAGAGUGUGUGCUGUGUCCUAUCUUAUUGUGUGCACAUGCCAUCAAUAUGCUCCACCAUGUCUUGGCACACAAUGGCUGCUUUAUUUAUUUAUUUAUUUUAACCAUUUAUUUAACUGCUUUUGUUGCAGCUAUUCCUAAAGCUGUGCUUUUCUUGAGCUUUAAGGACUUGAUACAUAAUGUAAAGAACAGUCAUAUAUCUAAGUUGAGCCUGUUAUUGUUUGUGGGCAGACUUGGGAAUGGUUUGCAGUUUAAAUGUAUGGGAUUUGAAAGUAAAAAUAGUCUGUAAUGAAUUGAAAGGCGGCCAGUGUCAUUUUUGGUAAAACAUUGCCACUAGGCUGAUACUCUUAGCCAGGGUGUUCGACUAAAUGGCUUCACAAGUGUCAAGUAAUGUAAAUCCAAACAUCCAUCUUAAUAUGAAGCUGUUAUGAAUGAUACAUAAUGUUCUCUGCGGUAGGGAUGAACUUAAUAAAAUCGGUCUUUGUUUCAGUUGUUCCUUCUGGUUCCACUUUUGCCUUUUACUUUAGUUUGUUUUCUUCUCUUUCUUUCUUCACAGCAGAGGCCCAUUAAGAAACCUGCUGAAACAAACUGACCUGUGUCAAUAGCAAGAUAUAUUAAAGCAGAGACGGUGAGCAGACAAACACAUAACUGGAGUGUCAGCAUCAGGCCAGGUGGUGAAGAACUAGUAAAGUGGUAAGAAGAGCGACCUGGCCUGUGACUCAUCCAUGGCAGACCCCAGCCUGACGUCCCCCUCAGAGGCCCCUCUGCGCUCCCCCCGGGCUGCACCCCUUUCCCUCUCCUUCCCCUUCUUGAGGGAGGGCAGCCGUGUGUGGGAAAGGGGAGCGCCACCCCAGCCCCGGUCACUGCCCAGCCCACUGCCCACCAAACGCAACCGCACCUAUUCAGCCACGGUGCGGGCCACCUCAGGGCCAGCGUUUAAGGGCGUGUGCAAGAGCUUCUGCAGGUCACAAGGUCAUGGCUUCAUCCAUCCCUCCAAUGGCGGAGAUGACAUCUUUGUUCACAUCUCGGAUAUCGAGGGCGAGUAUGUCCCAGUAGAAGGAGAUGAGGUCACAUACAAAGUCUCCCGGAUCCCACCCAAAAACCUGAAGAUCCAGGCCGUGGAGGUGAAGAUUGUUCAUCUGAACCCAGGGACGAAGCAUGAGACCUGGUCUGGCCAGAUCAUCAGCCAGCUAGACGAGAGCUAGGCUUCAGCGCUGGCCUGUUUAUCUACACUUGGCUACAGGGAGGGCUAGGGUGGGAGGUUGAGGGGUCUGGCUAGGGCAGGCAGGGACGGCCAACUGGUGCUGGAGAGUCUGUCUAAAUCAGGUGUGCUAGAGCUGGGCUGAAACAAAACUCUAGAUACACUGACUGGCUCCUCAGGACACAAGUUGGCCAUCCGUGAACUAGGAUGUGGUUGGUACAGACUGGAUUGAUAAUGUGAGAAUAUGUUCAACCUGAAGGUACUGAAAAUGGGUGAGGGGACAGAGCAGAGUGGUGGAGGAAAUAGAAUGAGAAAUCCGACACCAUUUUGAGGAGAAGCAUUACUAUUGGUAUGAAAUCAAUAUGAGGUUGGAGAGAAAAUAACUGACAAAGGUUUAGAGGUACAGAAUUGGAAACGUCUGAUUGAGAGAGCGAUUGAGAGAGCAAUCAAGAAGGGAGGGAGAGAUGAUGUCAUGUCAAAAAGCUUAGAAGAAUGAUUUAUAUUUUACUGUGAAUGGAAAAGCCACUAUUAAUAUUUUCGAGGUACACAACCAUCUUUGUAUUUAUAUAUAUUUAUUUGAUCGUUUUGAGGUUACUGGAUUUAAGUUUUGGGUAUUGUAGUCAAACAAAUGCACUUAAAAACUUGAACUUCCAUUCUGAAAUACUGCCGAGCCGACUACAACUCCUAUUAGGCUUUAUCAUGUGGCAAUAUGUAGUCCUGUUUGCAAAUUGUAACUCACCAUGAUGGUAUGAGAAAAUUACUGCAAGGUUUUUGAAACUAUUUGAAACUUUUCUAUUGUCUGAGAGACACUGUAACACACUGUCAAUGGAAUUGAAAUACAUUUUAAUGUUUUUGUUUAAGUUUUGAUAUGAUCAUUUGAUUGUUACUGAACCAUUAUUCAUAUUUGUUUCAUGUCUGCCUAUUAUGUUUAGCAUUUCUCCAUAUUUAGGAAAUUUCUAUGCAUAUUUAUAUCCUUCAUUCUUACUGUUUUGGGUUGUUUUAUUUCAUAUUUUAGUUUUAGUUAAAAUGCUAGGUUUUUCAUUGGUCACAGUUCAGAGCAUUUUCUGUUACACAAGCCACUGUGGCUAUAGUUUACCCUCAUUUCUAUGUGAGCCUUGAAAGAGCACUAAUAACAUUUUAUGAUUCACAAUUGUGAUGGCUUAUCGUUUUUUAAUAUUUAUCUUUGGAGAUAAGAGUGUAUACAUAGUAUGUGACAUUAGAAUGCCAUGCCUAUGCCUUAGUUAUAAUUUCCAUCUGUUGUACAAAAAAAUAACAAGUCACACUUGGCACAAUGAAAUAAAAUAAUUUAUUACAAUGAA
Oncorhynchus nerka (sockeye salmon) is the source of this 3739-nucleotide messenger RNA. Its product is annotated as cold shock domain-containing protein C2-like. Gene Ontology annotation, molecular function: mRNA 3'-UTR binding. Gene Ontology annotation, cellular component: cytoplasm. The transcript is spliced from 3 exons. Bases 1945 to 2424 code for a protein of 159 amino acids. The record is from RefSeq and is a predicted model, not a curated record. Gene Ontology annotation, biological process: regulation of mRNA stability. NCBI's taxonomy places the organism in Eukaryota, Metazoa, Chordata, Actinopteri, Salmoniformes, Salmonidae.